Messenger RNA from Phalaenopsis equestris, 1793 nucleotides. RefSeq lists its product as uncharacterized. The transcript is spliced from 12 exons. The record is from RefSeq and is a predicted model, not a curated record. Gene Ontology annotation, biological process: rRNA processing. Lineage: Eukaryota; Viridiplantae; Streptophyta; Magnoliopsida; Asparagales; Orchidaceae. Gene Ontology annotation, molecular function: protein binding. Bases 426 to 1724 code for a protein of 432 amino acids. Gene Ontology annotation, cellular component: nucleus.
UAAAACCCUGAACCCUAAAAUCCAUCUUCCCCGUCCCGAAACACUUGCCUCACCGCACCUCAAAAGGCAACGGACGGAUCCCGACGCACGAGGACAUUCGAAACUUUUAUCUUUGUCCUCCUUCCGCUCCGCUCUUACCCGAAAACCAUUGAGGAAGGAUCCUUCGUCUUUCUCCCCUUCGUCCCACCCGCCUCGCGCGAUUCAGCUUUUCUAAAUACCCUAAAUCCGUUUUAUAACGGGAUUUGCUGAUCUAGGAAAAACGGGAUAUAAGAUGUCAAUUUUGCUGUUUGGCAGGAUUUAGGUUAAAUCCGGCUAUAAUCCUGCUCAAAUCCUGCUAUCAAAGAGCCCGUUACUCGGUUUUGGAUCAAGCGAAAUACUCGGUUUUCUUACUUUUGUGAGUAUUAUUAUUUUUCCGGGUUUCUCAAAUGAUUUCCGCUCUUUGCUGGGUGCCCAAAGGGGCAUCCAAGAUUGUUCCUGUGGUCGCCGAGCCUCCAUCGAAAGAGGAAAUUGAGGAGUUCUUGCAGACGGGGGUGUUGGAGCGAAAGGGUGAUGUUGAUGAAGAGGAGGAUGAGUACAUGGACAUUAAUGACAUCAAUGCUUCCGAGGAGAUGGACGAAGUUGCCCUUGCACAGGCGGCAGCCAAGGCUCUUAAUCAAACCCAGGCAGGCAGGGAAUCAAAGGAUGUACAAGCGGUUUCUGUUGGUAUUGGGGAACUCAACAUGGAUGCUUAUGAUGAUGAGGAUGAUGGCAUCGAGCUAUUUGGUAGUGGUAUCGGGGACUCUUACUAUCCGAGUAAUGACAUGGAUCCCUAUCUGCAAAACAAAGGAGAUGAUAGUGAUGAUGAUGAUGAUGAUGAUGAGAUAGAGGACAUGACCAUUAAACCUACCGAUUCCGUUAUUGUUUGUGCACGUAAUGAAGAUGAAGUCAGUCAUCUUGAGAUUUGGAUUUUUGAGGAAUCAAGAGAUGGAGAUGCAAAUAUGUAUGUGCAUCAUGAUGUCAUAUUACCCGCUUUCCCCCUCUGCACAGCAUGGCUGGAUUGUAACCUUAAAGGUGGCGAUAAAGGUAAGCCAUUUCUUAAUUUUUUAUUCUUGCAAAGAUUUGCUGUUCGAUCUUUGUUCUCCAACAUCAAGCUCUGUUGCUUGGAUUUUCGAGUGUGGAAAUCAGUGGUCUACAGGAAAGAUAGCCAUAGAGACGCUGUUCUUGGACUUGCCUGGAAUAAGGAGGUGAGGAAUGUCUUGGCUAGUGCAAGUGCGGACAAGUUGGUCAAGAUAUGGGAUGUAAUUACUGGGAAAUGUGUUGCUACUAUUUCUCACCAUACCGACAAGGUUAGUCAAGAAAAUGGUGUCGUUCAAGGUUUUGAUAUCAGAGUAGGAUCAUCAGAUAGUUCCGGCGGCAAACCGGUUUUCACACUCCACGCACAUGACAAAGCCGUCUCGUCAAUCUCCUAUAAUCCAUCUCGACCAAAUCUUCUUGCUACAGGAUCAACGGAUAAAACGGUGAAACUAUGGGAUCUAUCGAACAAUCAGCCUUCUUGUGUUGCAACUAGAAAACCUAAAGCUGGAAGCAUUUUCUCCAUUGCUUUCUCAGAGGACAGCCCAUUCUUGUUGGCCAUUGGAGGCCAUAAAGGGAAACUGAAAGUAUGGGACAUAGCAUCUGAACCAGGGAUAGCUCCAAGUUCUGACAAGUCCAUGAAUCAAAGAGAAGAUCCAAUGGCUGCAGCUUAAUAAUCAUGGACAGAUUUGUAAAAUUGGAUGGAGUUUAUAAUUAAUAGCAAUGUGUUGGCUUUAUCAAGG